Erigeron canadensis is the source of this 875-nucleotide messenger RNA. RefSeq names its product UPF0690 protein C1orf52 homolog. The transcript has 3 exons. The record is from RefSeq and is a predicted model, not a curated record. NCBI's taxonomy places the organism in Eukaryota, Viridiplantae, Streptophyta, Magnoliopsida, Asterales, Asteraceae. Bases 113 to 646 code for a protein of 177 amino acids.
CACAAACAUCUACCAUGUCUUCCAGAAUCCAGAGUCUGAUACAAUUGGGUCCAAAAAAAACCCAAAUUCAACUUCCGUCCGUAAUUCAUAAAGCAUUUCUUGAGCUCGAUACAUGAUGAAAAGAACGAUGCCAUGGAGCGAUGAUGAUGAUUCUUCGUCUGAUGAGUCUUCAAGUCCUGAACAUUCAGAUGGUUCCGAUAAGGAUCAAGUUCCAAAGAAGAGUCAAAAGAAAAGUUCUGGUGGAUCCUCCAAAUCUAAAGUAGUCAAACCUGCCAAGACAAAAAGUAAAGGUAUUGACUUUGAAGCGUUGAGUCAACACGGCUAUAAAGGUGGACUAUCCGUUCUGAAAGUCCCACCACCAAAAGAAGACGACAAGGACCGUGAUUGGUCUUGGUCAACCGGCAAGGAUACCCGUGCUGCAAAUGAGACCGAAGAAAGUUACCAAGAACGGCAAAAGACAAGAGCCAUGCUACUUGAAGGAGAGCAAUUGGCACACGCCCGGACCCAGAAAGAGAAAAACCUUUCUUUUUCACAGAAAGAAAAGAGGAAAAGAGAUAUUGGACAGGCUAGUAGGGGAAAGAGCUAUGUUGAAGAAGAGAAGAGGUUGUUGAGGGAAAAUGGUGUUUACUCUGGUUUUGAUUCUUAAUUUUACCAACUUUAUGUACUUUGUGAAAUCUGAGUUCAUGCUACAUACUGAGAAGAUAACUCGAGCUAUGUUAUAAGUUGUGUUCACUGAUUCCAAUAUCCCUUGAACUUUCAGAACAUACUGGAUGAACUGGGUCGGUUCACUGCUAAUAAGCAUUUAGCUCAAGUGAUGAAUGUUAAAUAUGUUGAUCAUUCCAUCAAGACGAAUAUAUAUAUAUAUUUUUUUUUCA